AUGGGUGCCUGUUGUAGUUGUUUAGGUAAUCGUGGAGGUGAUGGAAGUCAUACUCAAUUAUUAUUAGCAGAAAAUGAAAGAGAAGCCAUUUCAGCCUUAUUACAAUACUUGGAAAACCGUUCUGACGUUGAUUUUUUCAGCAAUGGACCACUUCGUGCAUUGAGUACUUUGGUUUAUUCGGAAAAUAUCGAUUUACAAAGAAGUGCGGCAUUAGCAUUUGCUGAAAUUACCGAAAAAGAUGUUAGAGAAGUUAAUAGAGAUGUAUUGGAACCAAUCUUGAUAUUAUUACAACUGGCUGAUUCAGAAGUACAGCGUGCUGCAUGUGGAGCUUUAGGGAACUUGGCAGUAAACACAGAAAACAAGAUCUUAAUUGUUGAAAUGGGGGGAUUAGAACCAUUGAUUAGACAAAUGAUGUCAACUAAUAUUGAGGUUCAAUGUAAUGCUGUUGGAUGUAUAACCAAUUUGGCCACUCAAGAUGAUAAUAAAUCGAAAAUUGCUAAAAGUGGUGCAUUGAUCCCAUUAACUAAAUUGGCCAAAUCAAAAGAUAUCAGAGUUCAAAGAAAUGCUACUGGGGCAUUAUUAAAUAUGACCCAUUCUGGUGAAAAUAGACAAGAAUUGGUUAAUGCUGGUGCCGUGCCGGUAUUGGUCUCCUUGUUAUCCAAUGAAGAUGCUGAUGUACAAUAUUACUGUACUACAGCUCUUUCUAAUAUUGCUGUUGACGAAGUGAACAGAAAGAAAUUGGCUAGUACUGAGCCUAAAUUAGUUGGACAAUUGGUACAUUUAAUGGACUCACCAUCACCUCGUGUUCAAUGUCAAGCAACUUUAGCAUUAAGAAACUUGGCAUCAGAUUCUGGGUAUCAAGUUGAAAUUGUUAGAGCAGGAGGUUUACCUCAUUUGGUGCAAUUAUUGACAUGUAAUCAUCAACCUUUGGUUUUAGCUGCCGUUGCUUGUAUCAGAAACAUAUCGAUCCAUCCAUUAAAUGAGGCAUUAAUCAUUGAAGCAGGCUUCUUGAAACCAUUGGUUGGAUUGUUGGAUUAUACCGAUUCGGAAGAGAUUCAAUGUCAUGCGGUCUCUACUUUGAGAAAUUUGGCUGCAUCUUCAGAAAAGAAUAGAACAGCAUUAUUGGCUGCUGGUGCGGUGGAUAAAUGUAAAGAAUUGGUAUUAAAAGUGCCACUUACAGUUCAACUGGAAAUUUCUGCUUGUUUUGCUAUUUUGGCUUUAGCUGAUGAUUUGAAACCUAAAUUGUAUGAAAGUCAUAUUAUUGAUGUAUUGAUACCAUUAACUUUUAGUGAAAAUGGAGAAGUUUGUGGGAAUUCUGCUGCUGCAUUAGCUAAUUUAUGUUCAAGAGUCUCUAAUGAACACAAACAAUAUAUUUUGAAUAAUUGGGCUCAACCUAAUGAAGGUAUUUAUGGAUUCCUCAUUAGAUUCUUGGAAAGUGGUAGUCCAACGUUUGAACAUAUUGCCUUGUGGACAAUUUUACAAUUAUUAGAAUCUAAUAAUACUGAAAUUAAUGCUUUAAUAAAAGAGAAUGAAACUAUUUUAGCAGGAAUUAAGAAUUUAAGUGCUUCUCAACAACAAAUACAACAAUCACAAAUAAGUCAAACAACAACAACAACAACAGCAGCAGCAGCAACUAAUGAAGAUCAAUUUGAAGAUCCAAAAGUAGAAUUGUUUAAUUUGACUCAACAAAUCUUACAAAUAUUAGGAUAA
Molecule: messenger RNA, 1710 nt
Organism: Candida dubliniensis CD36
Lineage: Eukaryota; Fungi; Ascomycota; Pichiomycetes; Serinales; Debaryomycetaceae
Gene: VAC8
Product: protein anchor
Exons: 1
Coding region: 1-1710 (569 amino acids)
Biological process (GO): nucleus-vacuole junction assembly; vacuole inheritance
Cellular component (GO): fungal-type vacuole membrane
Molecular function (GO): protein-membrane adaptor activity; protein binding
Source: RefSeq, a predicted model, not a curated record